UAUGCGCAUGCGCAAUGUAAAUAAUGGUAAGAUGGCGGAAGCAACACCCAGUGCUAGCGGAGAAGAAUAUCCUUGGAAAAGACUAAAUGUAUCUGUACAAGAUGCUGAUACCCUUCGACAAGAGGCGGUUGAAGCGCAUCAUGACCAUUUGAUCACAGAAAUUGAAACGUCUGAAGGACCUCUGGCUACGACACUGAGGGCAGUUUAUGAUGGAGAUGAAAUUGACUACUUUAUGGAAAAGCUUGAUGGCCGCAUCAAGAGCCAUGAUCAUGAAAUUGAACGAAUGUGCAACUAUCAUUACCAAGGAUUCAUAGAUUCAAUCAGAGAACUCCAACAAGUCAGUGGGGAUGCCACCAAAUUGAAGGGUGAAAUUCAAGGGCUAAAUCGUGAGUUACAAACUUCUUGUGACCCUUUGCUGAGUGCUGGAGAUGAAUUGGUAAAGUGCAGAAAAGUGCAGAAAAAUGUGACUCAAGCUAUUGAAAGUCUGUCUCUGUGUCUACCAGUUUUAGAAAUGUAUGGAAAACUCCAAGAGCAAAUGAAGAGCAAAAGGUAUUACCCAGCUCUGAAAACUCUAGAGCAGCUUGAACACACCUAUCUUCCACGAGUGAUAAACCAUUGGUUUUCUCAAACAAUGGCUGAUGCGAUUCCAAAAUUGCGAGAGCGCAUCAAGGAAGCCUCAAUGACUGAACUUAAAGACUUCUUGGAGAGUAUUCGCAAACACUCUGCCAAGAUUGGAGAAGUGGCCAUGAGACAUGCUGCAGAGCAAAACAACAUGGAUCCGACGAUUGCAAAGAAAAAAGUGAAGAAACGAAGAGCACCAGCACCACCAAAUCCUUUCACAGGAGAGAUUGACUAUGAACCUCCUCGUCCCCCGAGUGAUGGUGAAGAUGCUGAAGAGGAGCUGAGUGCCCAAGAUCUUGUGGACUUUUCACCUGUGUACAGGUGUUUGCAUAUAUACACUGUUCUGGGUGACAAAGAAAAAUUUGAAACUUACUACCGUUCACAACGCUGGAAGCAAGCUCGGCUCUCUCUGCAGCCCCCAUCAAACAUGCAUGAAAGUAUAGACCUUUUCAAAAGAUACUUUCACGACAUAAUUGGGUUCUUUGUUGUGGAAGACCACAUUCUGCACACCACUCAGGGUUUGGUCACUCGCUCUCACAUGGAUGAGUUGUGGGAGAAAGCUGUGGAAAAGAUUAGCGCCACUCUCCGCUCCACUUCGGCUAGACUGGCUUCUGACCCAUGCAGGGGUCUGGAGGAGAAACAGUUUGACCAUUUUCAUCUGAAGGUAGAUUCUCUGGGAAAUCAAACUGUUCCCAAUGAUAGUCAGUCUCCAGAAGAUGAGGAGGAUGAAGAAGAUGAUGAGGAUGAGCAAUCCUGUAAAGUAGCAAGUCUAAUGCUGGAGGUGAAGAAACUCAUUGUCCUCUUCUGUCACACUCUGAAGGGCUACGGUUUCAGUGUUGGCAGGUUAUUGGAGCUUCUCUUGGAAAUGAGAGAUAGAUACAGUGAGAUCCUUUCAGAGCAGUGGGUAGAGGUAUUCAAUGAUAUUUUUGCUGAAGAUAACUACACACCAAUAUUCUGUGAUUCUCCUGAUGACUACACCAUCAUCACUAGUCAAUUUCCAUACAGAGAUAAGGACUUGGAACAGUCUGACUACCCCAGGCAGUUUCCGUUCUCCCAGUUUGUGCCCAGUAUAUAUGUUCAGGUCAAGGAGUACAUCAAUGCCUGCCUCAAAUUUUCUGCUGACUUGCAUUUGAGCCACACUGAAAUUGAUGAUAUGAUAAGAAAGUCAGCCAACCAGUUGCUGACAAAGACUCUUGGCGGCUGUCUGUCCUCCCUGAUCAAGAAGCCAAACUUGAGUUUGUUACAGUUGAUUCAAAUAUCCAUUAACAUGAACUAUCUGGAAAAGUCCUGCGAGUAUUUAGAGGAGUACAUCUCCAGUAUCACAGGUGCUGAAAAAGACAGUGUCCAUAUAGCCAGGUUGCAUGGGUCAUCAAUGUUCAAGGAUGCCCGAAGUGAUGCAGAGCAGCACAUAUAUGAACAGUUAAAUCUGAAGAUUGAUGAGUUUUUAGAUUUGGCCUCGUAUGACUGGACCGUUCAGGAGUCCCGGGGCCAGGCCAGUAGUUACCUCAUGGACCUGGUGGCAUUCCUGCAGAGUACAUUUAUGUCUUUCACCAACUUGCCUGUUUUCCAUACAUCUUGGGCAAAAUAUGUUGAGAAAGUGGCCAAAACUGCUUGCAUGUCAGCAUGCCAACACAUAGCGUCGAGACUGAUGGCUCUGCUGCAGGACAAUGAUAUCAGGCAGUUGUCGAUGGGUGCCUUGCAGCAAUUCAACCUGGAUGUUAUGCAGUGUGAACAAUUUGCAGCUUCAGAGCCUGUACCGGACUCAAAUGAUGGAACGCUUCAGAUGGCUUUUACAGACCUGAGACAGCUUCUUGACUUGUUCAUUAACUGGGAUUGGUCGGUGUACCUAGCAGACUUUGGCAAGCAGCAGGCACGGUAUCUGCGGGUGCCUCGACACACAGCGAUCAGCUUGUUGGAGAAAUUGAACAAUGCUGACAAGAAGAAGAACAAUUUGCUGCAGUCUUUGAAAAAGAACGAAAGAGAAAAGAAAAAGCUGAUAGACACAGUCUUGAAACAACUGAAAGUCCUUGAGAAUGGGACUACUUAAUACUGAUGUCCUGUGAGCGGAAAUGUUAACUUGACUGCGCCAGUAAUGAAAUGUCGGCAAAAUAUAUUUUGGCUGUACACCUUGGGGACACUGUUGGUUUUCAUGUCUUUUUCCUCUUAUUUGCAUACCUGAAAACUUUUUGUCACAACACAGAAUAUUUGGCGUCCACCUUACCUCCAAAUCCCUGCUGCUUUGGAAAUAAUUUAAUUGCAUUUCUUGUACACUCUUUUUUUUCUUUUGCAGUGCUAUUGAAAGGCGUGACAAUUAAGAAUAGUAAAAAAACUGAUCUGUUAGAUGUUAGUAUUAAAUCUGUUAAAAAAUGAGUGGGAUGUAUACAACAACCUCCCCGAGAAGAAAAAUGGCAUGAACAUAAAAUGUCUCAUGUACAUUUUGUUGGUCUAAAGAUGUUUAGAGAGCUUAUGACUUUCUUUGUUCUGUGUUUGGAUGGAAGGCUGUUAGGUGAAAAUAAUGCAAAUUCUUAUAUAGAAUUUUCAUAUCAGGCCUGCUACACGACAGUAUUACCUUCAUUGGAAAAAAUCAAGUUAGAAGAAGUAAAAGGAUAUGGUAGUAAGCAUUUCAUUAUAAUUUCAUGGAAAGGGUGGAAGAGAACAUGAAUGGUCUUGAAAUCUUCUAGUGGUCAACUUUUAGCUCUGAGAUGAGGAUUCUGGGCUGAGGCAGAUUUUGUUGCUACAGUUUGUUGUGAUUUCCCAGUGAAGGUUGUCAUUUUAAUGCCAGUUUCUACCAAGCCAAGAUAAUGAGGAAAAGGAUAAGUAGCUUUGGCCACUUCUUUUCGUAUACGGCCUUUUAUGAUGGAAAUUUAACCAUCAAUAGUAUUGAAUAAAAUUUCCUCAUGAUAUUAUAUUUUGUUAAACAUAUUGAUCAAGCAUAAGUCGUGAAGUUGUUUUUACCCUGCAUAAUGACUGAUUUCUAUUGUAAAACAGAUUGAGCUGAUGAAAUUUUUCUUUCCUCGUUUAUUCAUUUGUUGCCUAGACUUCUCCUGUAUGAAGCACUCCUCCUUGUUAUGGCCUCAGGAAAGACAUUUCGUGAAACCCUUCAGUUCUACACUCAGUUACACGGAGACUUUGUAAACAUUUAUACAUAUUUAAGAGGUGUCUUUAGUUACCUCCAUGUGAUGCUUUAGGAAGAUUACAAAAGUGGAAUUUUUUAGAACAAUUUGUAGUAAAUAUAUAGAUCGCUCACUUGACUAUAUUUGAAAUGCUAGUUUUUACAAAACCAAAACAAAGUUGAAAUUACAGGCCUGCCCCCCUCCCCUGCACUCCCAUACUGCAUACUUAUGUAAUCCUCAUGGUAAAAGAGUAUGUAAUCACUGAUUAUUAAUCAGUCAGUAAUGUUACAUUGUCUUUCAUCCUUGUUGCUGUGUUACUGUCAAAAAUACUUGCAUUUUCUAUGUGCUGAAUCAUGUAAAAAUAAUGACUUAGCCAGUGAUUUUUUUCUACCGAAUUAAUGGUUUGUCCUUGUUUUAUAAAUUGUUCCUUUGAAUUUUUCUCUAAACCUACGAUGAAAGUAGUUGAAGUUUGCUAUUCAAGAUGAUGUUUGAUUUGGUAACUACAGUAAACAGAUAUUGGAUUUUAUAUGACAGAUUUUUUUCCUAUGGGCAUGUAUUAGUACUAUUACAUACAGCUUUUGGUGAAAUCUGUUUUGAAUUAAAUUAAAGGAAACUACUACUCAUAACAUCAAUUGUGAACAAUGGACAUCAUAAAAAUGUUAUAAUUCCUUGCACGGGAUUGCACUUUCCCUGAGGCUAUGAGGUCAUGUCAUUGUGUUAAUCAAAGCUCUUUCAAUGGUCAAUCAUCUGCUAACUGUGCAGUCUUGUCUGCUGUAUUUCAUUAUAUGGUAAAUGCUUCUUAGGUCUGUUGUCUUAUAUCUUGCUUGUUGGGGCUGUAUAUUUUUAAACCAUUGAUUCUGGUCUGUCAUGUUUACAGUGUUCAUGAGAGUUUUGAAUUAGAUGUACAUGAUCUGAGUAAUAACAAAGUAGAUGUUCUCUUUAUGAAUGUAUGAUGACAUUCAAUACUAGUCAUUUUAAGAAAUAUGCUCCAUUAAAAAAGCCAUUACGUGAAAUGAGGAGUUUUUUUGUAGUUUGGUUUGAAUCUUGUGCAUUUUCAGUAUAAUAAUAUAUGUGCAAUGUUUCAAAACAGAAAAUUAUCCCAUGUAGAGAGUUACCUUGACUUAUUCACAAAAGACUAAAGAUGAAUCUGACUUUUUUUCAAAUGCCUGAGAAUUAUAUUUAGCUCAUUCAGCGCUGAAGGAAUUUUAUCAUUUGAGUCCUGUGCAGAGCAUUUUUGCUGCAUGUUGAGCACAGGCUAUAUCAGCUGAGCCCUUACUGCAGAUGGUCAGAUGGGUAAGCAUAUUCACAUAUAUGUACGUGUGAUUGGUGUUGGACCGUGUGAUUCACUUGCUCUGUGCCAGAGUUCUUGUCUGUACCCUGUAAAUCAGAUAAAUUUGGAAAAUGCAGAAAAAUCUAAAACUGUGUUUUCGGUUUACCAUUGUAAACUUUGAAAGUUUUUAAAGAUCAUUCUCGUAGAAGAUUGGUCUGUGGCCGGUUGUUGCUUAAUGUCAAGUUUUUGUCAUUUGGAUGAUUGCUGCUAAGUGAAAUUGUACUUUUCAAAGUUUAAAUUUAGAGAUUAAAGUACUGAGUGAAUUCAUUAAUGAAGUCUGUAUGUUAACAGGGGAUCUUCUGUACUAAUGUAUAUUCCACAAGUAGUUAUAUGUCUUUCUACACAAGAUUAACUCUUCGUUCAUAAUGUUGUCUUGAUCAUGAGUGGUCCAGGAGGUCACCAGCAAGGCAGUAUAAAUGUGCAAUAUGCAAUACUCAUGUUCUUGCUUAGCCAUGUUGAUACCAUUCUGUGUUGCUUUAGAAAGUUUUGGUGCUGCUUUUUAUGCUCCAACAAUCUUGUGGGUAUGCGAUGUAUUUGUGAGGCACUGAGUGAUUUUUGAGGUUUCUCCUCCACCCCAUUCCCAGGGAUGUACGUGUAUUGUCUACUGAAUGCUCUGUCCUGAUGAAUAAUAAUAGGUCGAGUACCUGCCAGUUAUUUUACUAGUGUGGUGAUGGAAUUUUACAUUUUUGUUAUUGGUUUGUGUUUACUAUGGCCCAAUGUGUGCCUUGACUUACUUUCCUUUAUGUUCUGGUGAAUGUGACUUAAGUGUAUAAAUCCGACCAGCUGAGCUCAACUUUCUGGAAGUGGGAGUUAGUUCUUGGAUCAUGUUGUGCUUCUCAUAUAGUGAGCUCAAUUUGUGUAUAGCCACUGGUCGCUCUUACUUUUCCCUGUCCCUCUGUAUUUUCUGUCUGUUAUCUUACUUUUUGACCCCCUUUGCAGUGUUCUCGGUUUGUAUAUUGGAAAAGUCAAGCCGCAUGUAGUGUUUUGUUUUUUCUGUUUGAGUACUUUAAAACUGAUGGGUUUUUUAAAUCUUAGUGUUAGGAAAGCUACUGUGUGCAGUUAGUGUAUUUGUUGAGGUUUAGAUUUUUUUUAAUGAUGAUGUUUGCGUGGACCCACAGAACUUUUUCAUGCAGUUUUCAUGUCUUUUUGAUAGUGGCUCAAUCCUGUAAUAGACACAUUUGAAUGCAGAUGGCGCCUUCUGUGGAACCAGACUGCUGAAAACAUGUCAAGCAGACAUUGGGAAGUUCAAAACCGGUUCACAUACCCUUUUCCUGGGAUCUUAUUAGUAACUUACAAAAGUUAUUAAGGAUUUAUUCAUAUAUGCAGCUGACAUAUCGAGAGAGCUGAUGACAUAUGUUUGACUUUGUGAUAUCCUUCCAUUUCAAUGCCAUUGUGAAAAUACUUUUUAAAACUCAGAAUUAUCAGACAGUCAGUGGUUUCUUGUCUCUAUAUAAUUUUUUCCUCAAGGAUACAUAAUUUAUUGGCCAACUGUUUAGAUGUAGUCUACUUCACUCAAAGUUUUGAAAUAAAAAAUAAAACAAAUUUUAGUUUCUAAAUCAAUGGUAUUGGUUUCAUGUGCUCACGAAAUAUUUUGUCAAAAUUCAUAUUCUAAAUGUUGAAAAAAAAAAGCAAGAAAAAGUACCCAAUGUAGGUACAUUCAUGAAAAGAAUCUUUCUCUCUCCUGAAAAAUUUUUCUUUCUGGGCUUUGAGCACGUGCUGCUGUUGGUCUUGUGAAAUCAAGUCAGUUUAUUGUUACACUUUACAAUGUGAGAGAGAGAGAGAGCAAGCAGCACUCUCGGAGGGGGGCAAGAGAAAUAAAUAUACUAAUCUUUCUAGUCUGCUUCCUGUCAUUCAAUUGUCUUGGCUGAUACUAAAUCAGUUUGCCGAUUUGUUGGGUUUAUUUUUUAAAAAUAAGCUUUUCUCCUAUUCGUUUUUUUCUCUCAAAACCAAUCUAAGAUUGAAUUUGGCGGUUCCCAUAGUUAGGACAACCAUCUUUUCUAAUGUCUUCUCCACAGUCAUAAUAUGUGUGGCAUCAUGGUGAAAUCAGGCGCUCGUCAAAAUAAGGAAAUUGAAGAAACUGACAUUUUUUUCGCCUGCCGACCAGUUCUAUCGAUCAUUUUAAAAAUGAUUUUUAGUAGAUUUUUACUUAAAAGCGUUGAUCAAAGACACAAAGAAAAAUUGUUAAUUUGCAGUUUCCAAGGAUGCUCAAGCUUUGGAAGUCACCAAACUUUGACAGCCACUUUGUCACUAAUUUAGCUCUGACCCCAGGCUACCUCCACCUCCUUCAAUAAAGAAUAUCUUGACUUUUAUUCAAGAUAGAUAUAGGUAUUAAAAAAAAAAAAUCAAAAGCAGAUCAAAUGAACAGGCUUUAAGAUGAUUCCAAGAAUUCCAUUUGCCUGAAAUUGAUGAGCACCCGAUUCUACCAUGUCGUGACACAUAUAUGUCAAUACUAACUAAAACGAAAACUCCCAACUAGAAACAAGCCCACAUUGAACAAACAACAUCAGAUCGGCAAGAUAUAGACAGUUGCCUUUUUAAUGUCAAGUUCUAAAAGACCUGUUGUUUUCUAUGCAAGCGAUAGUUACUAACUAACUUGAUAUCCUAGUGAUGUUUACAUAUAUUUAUGGCUGUGUUAGUCUGUGCUCUUAAUUGUACAUAAACAUAUGUGGAUGAGUGAGUUGGUUCCUGGCUACUGAGAGCUGAAUAGGUUGCAUUUGUUUGUGAAUUUCGGUCUCUUGUGCCGGGACCUGGGUGUGACAUUCCAGAGUGAAAGUGAGAGGCGUAUUUAUUUAAUGUUGGCAGACGGUUGUCCAAGAGUCACACUUAUGAUCACGCGGCUCUUUCUCGUACUUAAUUUUUGUAAGCGUUGUAACUGCAUACUUUAUAUUCCAUGUGAUAGUAACAAUAGCUCUGUUCAAUAUUUUUGUCUUUUUCCGCCAAUGAUGCAAUGUUUGAACCUCUGGGUUUUUGGAAGUGCUGAGAGUGAGAACAAUCAAACAGUAUUUAUCAGAGGAAUGUGAUGUGAAUGAAAAGAAUGGAUGCAUUUGCAUAUUGUUGUGUGUGAUGAAACUUUGCUUCCAGUGCAUUCUUUUUUGCCAUAUAAUGCUCUCUUAUCUUCAACUGACUGUAGAUUCCCUCAGUCUUGCUUAUUCACUUACAUUGGCUAGACUUGCAUACUCACAUGUACAUAAGUAUUUGCACUGUUAUUGCAAAUGUAAAAAAAAAACAUUUUAAAUGAAUCAAUGUAAAUACAUCAUAUUUAUCAGAAAG
Aplysia californica (California sea hare) is the source of this 8334-nucleotide messenger RNA. Its product is annotated as exocyst complex component 6B. NCBI's taxonomy places the organism in Eukaryota, Metazoa, Mollusca, Gastropoda, Aplysiida, Aplysiidae. The transcript is spliced from 26 exons. Gene Ontology annotation, cellular component: membrane; exocyst. The coding region runs from base 2 to 2668 and encodes 888 amino acids. The record is from RefSeq and is a predicted model, not a curated record. Gene Ontology annotation, biological process: exocytosis; Golgi to plasma membrane transport; intracellular protein transport.